This is a messenger RNA of Metarhizium acridum CQMa 102, 1902 nucleotides long. RefSeq lists its product as uncharacterized. The record is from RefSeq and is a predicted model, not a curated record. NCBI's taxonomy places the organism in Eukaryota, Fungi, Ascomycota, Sordariomycetes, Hypocreales, Clavicipitaceae.
AUGGUCCAUGCCAUGUUUGUUUCAAGAAUCUUCACCGGCAACACACCGUCGUGGACAUGGUCACUGUUGGACCCUACCUACAUCCUAUGGUGUAUAUACUCUUCCAUCUUUGCAUCCCCACAUAGUCUCGCCAUCACAGGUGCAUCUCAAACAGACAUGGAGACAGUCGGUGUUAUAAACACCCGCAAGAUGCGGUACACCGGACGGGGCCUGAAUUGUCUCAAGUCCGGCGGCCUCAACCCUCGUCGUGAUGCCCACUGCUCAGAGGACUUGCACAACCAAGAGCCCUUUCACAGCCGGCACUGGAGCCAGAGCAAGGUUCAUCUUGUCCCUUUUCCGCCGACUGCGCAGCUCAAGCGGCGGAUUGGCCACUAUCCACUUACAUCUCAACUUGCCGGCUGGGUCUUGGACGCCUUCACCAACUACAGUCCCUCGACAGAAUGCAUGGACCUUGUGCGGCCCUUUGGUGCCGAGUUUCACGAGGUCCUCGACAGGGAACGUGCCGCCGGCACCGGUCUUCACAAUCUCAAUCUCGUCGAGUUGACCUACCAGGUGACCCUGGAAGUUGGCGCGGAGAUCCUCCUCGCCGCGACUGAGAACGGCAACACGGGAGACAUUCAGCCCGAGUUCCACUCGUCUCAGGCCGCUCGCGAUGAGCACUUUGCUCCGUGGGGGAAGCUGCUCACCGGUCUGGUCUGCGACCCCCCCAUCAUCUCCCAGUUCCCCUUCUACCUCAUGAUGUGUCAGUCGUUUGGCCUCGAGACCAACUCCAGCCAGGAAAACUACGUCUACUCGGCCUUGACGGGCGUCGACUGGGCCAAGGGCAAGAACGUCUACAGCGAGCGGUUCCGGGCCUUUGAAGAGCGCGCGCGCGCCUCGGUGCCCAACUUGGACGACAGGCUCUCCGGACAAGAUCGGUCGUUCUGGCGCGUCUCACUCGCAUACCUCGCCGCCAUGAACAAGCUGGAAAACUCGAGGGAGUUUACUACCCCUCGAGUGUCGUACAUCAAGACGGGUCUGGACCCUCUGCUGCUCAUGGCCGUCCGCGGCUUCGACACCAUCGGGUCCGCCUACAUGUGCAGCGACGGGGCCGCGUACCUGGACAACGCGGGAAUGGACUCGCUCGUCGGGUCCGCCGUUCCCAAUGACGUUAUGGACCUUCACACGGACAUAUAUACCGGGGAGACACGCAAUCUCCUCCGGCUGCUGUAUCCCAGCGGCCAGAGCUUGGACGAGGCCAUGGGCACCAUGUCCACGGUCCUCUCGGGCAUGCUUUGCGAGCUCUUCCGCGGCCAUAAGCUUGCCAGGUUCGAGGGCCGCGAAGACGGCCGCAUCGCCGCCACGUCUCCCCCGUACAGCUUUUGCCGCGCCCGCCACCGCCGCAUCUUUGAGGUCAUGGAGGCCUACACCAGCAAGUACCCCGACUUUUGGCAGUGGACGUGGGACAUCCUGGGCCGCGCCAAGAGGCAGAUUACCGAGGCUGGUCUCAACGAGCUUCUUGUCGAGGCUCUCGGCCGUGGCAUCAACCGAGAUCCGCUGCCGGACUCGCCCUACAAUGCAUUCUUCAACGGCUACUUUGACAUGAUUGAGAAGAGCCAAGAGCCGAGCAAGCUCAACAAAGCUCUUGGCGUACAAAACGAGCUGGCCGACCUUGUCCGCGAGAUUCAUGACCUGUGGCACAGACAGCUCCUGGACCCCGGCAAGAAACCCGGCUGGGGCCGCAGGUUUGACGAGAAGUCGGACGCCCUGUUCAAGCAGGCUGGCGAGCUUCUUGGCGGCAAGGGAGGCAUCACCAACGACGUGUACAAGUUUGCUAUUGCCUACGGCCGUCUGAGCAUGGCCCUGCCAUAUAUUGCCUACCACACGAUUGACGCGAUUAUCCUGUCGUACGGUACUGUGUAA